This is a messenger RNA of Ceutorhynchus assimilis (cabbage seed weevil), 3855 nucleotides long. The record is from the annotation of a GenBank genome assembly. Lineage: Eukaryota; Metazoa; Arthropoda; Insecta; Coleoptera; Curculionidae.
GAUACAAAUGAAAACCGCUUGAUGAAAUGACGAAUGACGUUAAGUUAAAUUAACCUAACCUCACUUUUGCCGCCAACAAAAAGGGCAUAAGAAAAGUGAUGAAAUUUUUCUAUUAUAAAUUUUGAAUUAUUUAUUUAUUUAUUUAUUGAAUAAAAAGCAAAAUAUAGAAUGUCGGCGGGGGAAUCUAUCCAAGAAGUUCCUAGAGUUCCGGAAACUAUAAACUUUCCGACUGAAGAAGACAAAAUCUUAACAUAUUGGAAGGAUAUUAAAGCUUUCGAAACGUGUUUGAAGCAAUCCAAAGGAAAACCAAGAUACACUUUCUACGAUGGUCCACCUUUUGCCACUGGUCUUCCACAUUAUGGACACAUAUUGGCUGGAACAAUAAAAGAUGUAGUCACAAGGUACGCUCAUCAACAAGGCUUCCAUGUUGAACGAAGAUUCGGUUGGGACACCCAUGGCUUACCAGUGGAAUUUGAAAUUGAUAAGGCAUUAGGUAUUAAAGGUCCUGAUGAUGUUAUGAGGAUGGGCAUAGAUAAAUACAAUGCUGAGUGCAGGAAAAUUGUUACUAGAUAUAGUGCCGAAUGGGAAGCUACUAUUACUAGGCUGGGAAGAUGGAUCGAUUUCAAAAACGACUACAAAACCCUUUAUCCCUGGUUUAUGGAGUCAGUGUGGUGGGUUUUCAAGCAACUAUUCCAAAAAGGCUUGGUUUACAAGGGCAACAAAGUAAUGCCUUAUUCCACUGCAUGUAGUACACCAUUAUCAAACUUUGAAUCUGGUCAAAAUUACAAAGAUGUUGUUGAUCCUGCAGUGACAGUGAGCUUACCAUUAAUAAAUGAUAGUGACAAUGCUGCUCUUCUCGUUUGGACUACUACACCGUGGACUUUGCCUAGUAACAUGGCCGCUUGUGUACAUCCCACUUUGGAAUAUGUGCGGCUGAAGCAAAUCUCAACUGGCAGCAUUUUUAUUUUAAUGGAAGCUAGGAUUGAAUCUACAUUUCAACCAGGAGACUUUGAAAUUUUGAAGAAAUUUCCUGGAAAAGAUUUGGAGGGUCUAAGAUACGUGCCUGUAUUUCCUUAUUUUGAGCAUUUUGCAGAAAAAGGUGCUUUUAGAGUGCUAGUUGACGAUUAUGUAACCUCAGAAUCUGGUACUGGAAUUGUCCAUAACGCGCCCUAUUUUGGAGAAGACGAUUACAGAGUGUGCCUAGUUGCAGGUAUUAUCACAAAAGAUAUGGAGCCGGUGUGUCCUUUGGAUAGUAUUGGAAGAUUUGUGGAUCCUGUAACUGACUUUAGAGGCCAGUAUGUGAAGGAUGCUGAUAAAAAUAUAAUUUCCCAUUUGAAGGCUAAUAAAAGGCUUAUACAUCAAUCACAGGUCAAGCACAGUUACCCAUUCUGUUGGCGUUCUGACACCCCUCUAAUAUACAGGGCCGUUCCAUCAUGGUUUGUGAGAGUAGAACAUAUGCAGAAACAGUUAAUUGAUGCCACUGCUAAGACCUAUUGGGUGCCAGAGUUUGUCAAAGAAAAACGUUUUGGAAAUUGGUUGAAAGAGGCUCGCGAUUGGGCAGUUAGUAGGAAUAGAUACUGGGGUACCCCAAUUCCAUUAUGGGUUUCGCCAUCUGGCGAUGAAAUCCGUUGUAUUGGAAGUAUAAGUGAAUUGGAAGAGUUGACGGGUCAAAAGAUAACAGAUUUGCAUAGAGAGAGUAUUGAUCAUCUGGAAAUUCCCAGUUGUACUCCAGGGAAUCCACCUUUGAAGAGAGUUUUGGAAGUUUUUGAUUGCUGGUUUGAAUCUGGUGCUAUGCCUUACGCCCAACAACACUACCCAUUCGAAAACGCUAAAGAAUUUGAAGACAACUUCCCCGCCGACUUUAUUGCAGAAGGCAUUGAUCAAACUCGAGGCUGGUUUUACACUCUAACUGUACUUUCUACAGCUUUAUAUGGCAAAGCACCCUACAAAAACUUAGUAGUCAACGGAUUAGUGCUAGCAAGCGACGGACAAAAAAUGUCAAAAAGGAAGAAAAACUAUCCAGACCCUCUUGAAGUUGUCAACAAAUAUGGAGCUGACGCUUUAAGGUUGUAUUUAAUCAGUAGCCCGGUUGUAAGAGCAGAAAACUUAAGAUUCAAAGAGGAAGGAGUAAGGGACAUAAUUAAAGACGUAUUUUUGCCUUGGUACAAUGCUUUCAGGUUUUUAUUGCAAAAUAUUGAAGUUUUUGUUAAAGAAAAUUCAAAACCCUUCAAGUAUGACCAUAAAAGCGUUAUUAAAAGUGAUAACAUAAUGGACAAAUGGAUAUUAUCUUUUACCCAAUCUUUAUUAGAUUUUGUCCAAACAGAAAUGAAGCAAUAUCAUUUAUAUACAGUGGUGCCAAGGCUUACAAAGUUUAUUGAUUAUCUUACAAAUUGGUACGUAAGGAUGAACAGGAAAAGGCUAAAGGGUGAAAAUGGAGAAAUUGAUUGCUAUAACGCUUUAAGAACCCUAUAUAACGUUUUGGAUAAUAUUGUUAGAAUGAUGGCCCCUUUUGCCCCAUUUAUAACAGAAAAUAUUUAUCAAGUAAUGAAAAAAUUACUUGACAAUUCUCCUGCCGAUAGUAUUCACUAUUUAAUGCUUCCAAAUGCAGACCAAUCUUUAAUAGAUUCAAAUAUUGAACGAGCAAUUGCAAGAAUGCAAAGUGUUAUCGAACUUGGCCGUGUUGUGAGGGAUAGAAGGACAGUUCCCAUUAAAUAUCCUUUGCCUGAAGUUAUCGUUAUUCAUCAAGAUACUCAAUAUAUCGAGGAUAUAUUAUCGUUAAAAGAUUAUAUAGUGUCUGAACUCAAUGUCAGAAAAAUCAGCACUACUACUGAUAAGAGCAAAUUUGGUAUAACUUUGAGAGCCGAGCCUGAUCACAAAGUUUUGGGGCUGAGGUUAAAGCAAGAAUUCAAAGCGGUUACUCAAGCAAUUAAAGCUCUUACGGACAAGGAAAUUAAUGAAAUGGUAACGAAAGGACAUAAGGAAAUUUGCGGACAAUUAAUUGAUAUCAGUGAAGUUCGUUUGAUUUUCAAAUCCGACUCGCUUAAAUCCGAUCAAUAUGAAGUAAACAGUGAUAAUGAUGUAUUGAUUUUGAUGGAUGUCACUCCUGAUGCUUCAAUGGCAGAUGAAGGAACUGCUAGAGAAAUAAUUAACCGGAUACAAAAGAUGAGAAAGAAGGCACAUUUAGUGCCUACUGAUGAAAUAUCGGUAUUUUAUACAGGAGAUGGAGAGGUUAAUAGAGUCGCUGCUGAAUUUAAAGAUUUUAUUGAAGGAACUAUUAAAGCCCAAUUUAUUCCGGCUGAUCGUAGAAACCCAGCAGAUCAACUCAUUAUUGAAGAAACUCAAAAACUCAAAGAUUGUGAGCUCUAUAUUGCAUUAACAAGAGCUGGUAAUACCAAUGGACUGGAUAUGCCAAAUGCGAAAUGGGUAAAUGUCCGAUUGGUCGGGUUGAAAUCCAAAUAUUGCCGUGGCGCUUCUAAAGGAGUAAUUCUUUUGGAGGUAGCCAAAAAAGUAUUGAGCAUAGAUCAAUUCAAAUUUGAAAUUUGUAGACUAUUUGGUGUUGAAAAGUUCAAUCUAGUUUUAUCAAACAAUUCCAAAAUUAAUUCUGCUGAAACUUUGUUCAACGCUCAAGGAAAUACAGUCUAUGUUAUUCCAAAAGAUUCAGAUUUGACAGUGCCUUCUGCUUCUAGAGAGGCGCCUUUUUGCAAAUUUAAAAAUUUCUCCGAGAAUGGAGUUGCUGGAACGUACUUGCUAGAGAAUCCACUAGGAAAUCCAGUAGGAUCUUUAAAUGGUUUUAGGGAGCUUAAGCAAAUGUGGUUGUAAGAUUCUAGCGUAACCUAAUAAAUUAUUUGGUUUUGA